Molecule: messenger RNA, 500 nt
Organism: Zea mays
Lineage: Eukaryota; Viridiplantae; Streptophyta; Magnoliopsida; Poales; Poaceae
Exons: 1
Coding region: 7-387 (126 amino acids)
Source: RefSeq, marked validated
ACCGCGAUGCCGUUACAGCAGGUUAUUAAUAAGUUUAUUAUCACUCGCCGCGUCCCAGCUUCUGUGCGCAUGCACUUGCUCCGCCUCCGGUCCGGUCACAACCGCGACACCGACCAGCCCAUCCCGGAUCCAUACAUGGACCAAACACAGCGGCGGCUCGAUGACCACGGCCACGCGCCGGUGGUCAGUGCCCACGCCCAGCAGGCCGGUCCAGACAAGAGCCGGCAGCAGGAGCAGCCGCCGCCGCCGCCUUCUUCGUUGAACCAGACGGCGGCGAGGCUCCUGCGCGAGGCCACCGUCUCCCGCCCGGACGGCGAGAAGCCGGCGUCCUCGGACAUCCUGGCCUUCGCGCGCUCCGUCGACCGCGUGGACUCGCCUCUCGAGUAGCUUUUUUUUGGCUUGCCCACUCUCAGUCAGCUACUGGCUCACUGGCUUUGUUUCUUUUCUUAUCCAUCUUGUGUUCGCACCGUAAUAAAAAAGGGUCAACACUUUCCUCCCUA